GCGUAUUAUCAGCGCUUGCGCACCUGACGGCGCCCAGCAUCGAGCGAGUGUGCGUUCGAGGCGGACGCGUCGAGCUCCGUUGUGUCAAAAUUCCUAGUGCACACACAGACAGAGAGUUUGAUUAGCGAAUUGGUGGAGGGACGAAGUGCUAGCGGCGCGAGUCUGUGCUAUUAUGUCCAGUGGACGGCGGCAGCGUCGCGACCCCAUCAGGUGCUAGUUGGGGUGAGUGCAAGUUUCGGCCACGGACGACACCAUCAGCCGGCGCGACGUUUUGCACGGAGGGGACCUGCAGGAUGGGGUGCACUUCUUCGGCGGAGGAGCGGGCGGCCCUGGCCCGCAGCAAGCAGAUCGAAAAGAACCUCAAAGAGGACGGCAUCCAGGCCGCCAAGGACAUCAAGCUGCUCCUGUUGGGCGCCGGAGAAUCAGGGAAGAGCACGAUAGUCAAACAAAUGAAAAUUAUCCACGAAAGUGGGUUUACAAGCGAAGACUUCAAACAAUACCGACCUGUGGUGUAUAGCAACACUAUUCAAUCCCUUGUGGCCAUCCUGCGGGCCAUGCCAAACCUCGGAAUCAGCUACGGCAACAACGAGCGAGAGAUCGAUGGUAAAAUGGUUUUCGACGUUAUCCAAAGGAUGGAAGACACGGAACCUUUUUCCGAAGAACUCCUCGCCGCCAUGAAGCGGUUAUGGGCUGAUUCGGGGGUUCAAGAAUGUUUCGGUCGUUCCAACGAAUACCAACUGAACGAUUCCGCUAAAUAUUUCCUGGACGAUCUGGACCGAUUAGGUGCCAAAGACUAUCAACCUACGGAACAGGACAUCCUCCGCACAAGAGUCAAAACGACGGGGAUCGUCGAAGUGCAUUUCUCGUUUAAAAACCUCAAUUUCAAAUUAUUCGAUGUGGGUGGUCAGAGGUCAGAAAGAAAGAAGUGGAUUCACUGUUUCGAAGACGUGACGGCAAUUAUUUUCUGCGUAGCGAUGAGCGAAUAUGAUCAAGUCCUGCACGAGGAUGAAACGACAAACCGAAUGCAGGAGAGCUUGAAGCUUUUCGAUUCGAUCUGUAACAACAAGUGGUUCACGGACACGUCUAUAAUCCUCUUCCUUAAUAAGAAAGACUUGUUCGAGGAAAAAAUUAGGAAGUCGCCUUUAACAAUAUGUUUCCCCGAAUACGCAGGUGCGCAAGAGUAUGGCGAAGCAGCGGCGUACAUCCAAGCACAAUUCGAAGCGAAGAACAAAUCGACAACAAAAGAAAUCUACUGCCAUAUGACCUGUGCCACAGACACGCAUAAUAUCCAGUUCGUAUUCGACGCAGUCACUGAUGUGAUCAUAGCUAAUAAUCUGCGCAACUGCGGCCUCUACUGAGAAACCUCUCAUUACUAUUCCUUUUCAUACAUUAUUGACUUUAGUACAUGGUUAAACCAAAAAAAUACAACAGACAUGGUAGUGCCGGUGUAUUUGCUAAACGUUGCGGUAUUUCUCGGCCAGGGGAAGUCCCGGCAACGUUUGCUGUUAUAAUUGUACCAAAGUUGAGUGAGAUGUGUUCUUUUCUGUUGAUCGAUGACCUGGUUGGUGAGUUGACACAAUACAAGGGGUAGCUUUCCUGUGCUUGAUAAUAACAUCGGUUGACAAACAGUUUAUUUUUCUGUCGAUUUGUUUGACCUAAUCUGUGCACAAAAUAAUUUGUAUACAAGAUAGUGUGCCAUUAAGAAGAGAUUGCAUUUAUCAACGUAUUGUAGUUGCUUUCUUUUUCUUCUAAGUUAUUGUUUUUUUUAAUAUAUUACGGUUCAAUGUUAUUUAUGUUUGUAUAAUUUUAAUGAAUGAAAAGAGCUAUAUUGCAUAGAUUUAGUUACCAAAUUUGUAAAAACUAAGUAUGUGUUAAUGAUAAUGUGGAACCAAAUUAUUACUGUCUGGCUCAAGUAGCGUUCAUCUACAAUAUGGUAAUUAAUAUUAAUUAUAAUAAACAUUCUAACUAUAAAGCCUACUUGUGUGUAAUUAGUUUCGUCAAGUAUAAUACCAAAACAUAUUUUUCUAGAUUUUGUUAUUAUACUUUACUGUCCGAAUUGAAUCAGGAAAUUAUGGACCUUUAAAGAACAGAUGCAAAUAUAAUAUAAUACAUUAAUGUGUACAUAAAAACUAUAUGGCGCUUUAGCAGAUUUGGAGUAGCUUCAGUACCAUUUCGUAGUGUAGCCAGUGCAUUUACUUUGAUCAUACUGUAAUUUAAUGACAUGCAUUUUAAGUGAUACAUUCCUCUCUCGACUAUUUUGUAUCUCCCAUUUACGCUUUUUUUACAAGGAAACCAACAAAUUGUAAGUGUAUCUAAUUAUUCACUCUCUAAUUCACUAAAGCAGACGUUAUUUGAAUACAAUCAUCCAUUUUAGCGCAAAACUAGUAAUUGUCGUAUCAGUAUAUCAAAAGUAACGUAAAAUACAUAACUCCGACAAGUGGGCACUAAGCGACCUUUGUUCCUUGUUUAGAGUUUCGCCAAUUUUGUUGUGUAUUCUAUGUUAAUUUUGCGCAUACAACCAAACUGUUAUGUAAAUUGUAGUAUUUAAUAUCUGGUAGUAUCCUAUUGAGUCAUGAUUGAAUCUCUAGUCAGUUUAUUUUCUAAUUGUGACUACGGCAUUAUAACUUUUUUGUAAUUUAUUUCAAAAAUAAAAUAAGAUGUAACCCACAAUUGUUUUAAUGCAGGUUUAUGUUGUGCGACAUCUACACAGCUAGAGAAAAAGUAGUCCAAAAUGGACAAUUAAACUUGUAGGUAGGGUGCGGACAAUUUUCUUACUUUGAAUGCACAAAACGUGGACGAAAAAGUUGCUUUCCUAUUAAUUAUUAUCCAAACGAUUUUUCACACAUUUUUGUACUUGACGUCUCGUGGAUUUAAGACAUAUCUUUCAAUUGGUCCUCGGUUGUUUUGUCUUACUUCGACACGCUCAUAACGCUACAAUUACUAUUAUUAUUCGAAUUAAACCAUGAGACUGUCCAAGUUUUAGCCACAUGUACACGCAUACUAUUGACUUGUUGCUUUGUUGUGAAUAAGACUAAUUAUAAGAAGAUUAUUAAAGGUACGGCGCUAGUUAAAUGCAGUGAAUGAUGUACAUGUUUUCCAAUAUCAGUAAAUGUAACAUUCAUAACUGAGGUUGUUCUCUCAUUGUAUGUUUGUUUCUCUGUGAUGUGAAUACGAUAAAUAAAUUUUACCCAUUUCGAA
Messenger RNA from Tribolium castaneum (red flour beetle), 3198 nucleotides. It is a transcript of the gene Galphao, whose product is annotated as G protein alpha subunit o. Gene Ontology annotation, molecular function: G-protein beta/gamma-subunit complex binding; G protein-coupled receptor binding; GTP binding. Bases 294 to 1358 code for a protein of 354 amino acids. The transcript is spliced from 8 exons. The record is from RefSeq and is a predicted model, not a curated record. Lineage: Eukaryota; Metazoa; Arthropoda; Insecta; Coleoptera; Tenebrionidae. Gene Ontology annotation, cellular component: heterotrimeric G-protein complex. Gene Ontology annotation, biological process: adenylate cyclase-modulating G protein-coupled receptor signaling pathway.